AUGGUACUUGAAAGUCUUAUUGAAUGUUAUUCUCAUCUUGAAGCUAAAAAAACCGAAGAUUCACCUCGAUUACAAAAUGCUGCUGAUAAAGUUCGUUUCGAAUUAUAUGAAUGGCGUCGUAUAAAUAAUAAACGUAUUAAUAUAUUAAAUUUGAUACAUCAAGAACCAAAACAUUCAUUAGAACAAUUUGUUCAAGAUUUAACAAAAUUUCAGCAAACAACUGGUCGUCUUCAAUCAUUAUUACAUAUUCAACAAAAAGUAAAAAAUCGUAUAAUACCAAUGAAAAAAUAUGAAGAAACUUGA
Messenger RNA from Rotaria sp. Silwood1, 303 nucleotides. NCBI's taxonomy places the organism in Eukaryota, Metazoa, Rotifera, Eurotatoria, Philodinida, Philodinidae. The record is from the annotation of a GenBank genome assembly.